Molecule: messenger RNA, 4470 nt
Organism: Drosophila obscura
Lineage: Eukaryota; Metazoa; Arthropoda; Insecta; Diptera; Drosophilidae
Gene: Sema5c
Product: semaphorin-5A
Exons: 11
Coding region: 490-3810 (1106 amino acids)
Biological process (GO): neural crest cell migration; positive regulation of cell migration; axon guidance
Molecular function (GO): chemorepellent activity; semaphorin receptor binding
Source: RefSeq, a predicted model, not a curated record
GUUCACUUUGUUCCGACUCUUCGCGCUGCCAACAACUUCACUUCGUAUCCGCUUCGGCUCGCGGCGCGACUCUGAACUCAGAAGCAGAGUAGGAGAAAAUAGAAGAAAAAACCCGUCUCCGUAUCGCCAUCUCCGGCUCUGGUGUGUGUCUAUCUAUCUCUGUGGCUGUUGUCAAUGUUUUUUUUUACCUAAACUAAUCAUAAUGAAAACCUCGCUUUUCAUCUCUGCUGUCGCAGCAAAUUGAAAAUUGUCCAAGAAAAACGAUCAAAGAAUUGAUUCGAAAUUGUGUUGUGUAUUUGUGCUGUGUGUUGUGUUGUGCCCCGAAAUGAUCAUCGGAAAUACGCGCUCCAAUCCAACCAUCUACUUAUCAACCAGCACAUGCUGCUUAUAAUAUACUACCAAUCUGUUUGCCAGAGAUCUUGAAUGGAAUAACAUAACAUAUACGUUUAUAAUCUACAUAUUUUGCAUGCUACGUGACUCUCUAGGAACAUGUUAAUAUUAAAAUUUUCAAAAAUGUCCCGCCAUUAUGGGGCUGCUCCAGUGCUACUACUGCUUUCCCUCUUAGCCUUGCAAGGCCCACAGCUAUCGACGGCCCUGAUGAUGGGCCGCAGCAGCAGCAGCAGCAGUUACAACACGCAAUCGAACUUUGAGUUGCUGGAAAACGAUUCGCGAUAUAUCUCAUAUCAAGACUUAAUGUCAACUGCUAAACGAUUUUACGAUCCCGAAACGACUUGGUAUUCAGAAUUGCUAUUCGAUGUGGCCAGGAGCCAAGUUAUAGUCGGUGCCCGAGACACCUUGUACCGCAUGUCUUUCGAUCUGGAGCCGCUGGAGCGGGCCAGCUGGGAGGCGACGCCGUCGCAGAUAGCCAUGUGCCAGGCAAAAGGCCAGUCGGAGCGAUGGUGUCGCAACUUUGUGCGCGUGCUCCACAGCUACGGUGAGAACCAACUGUACGCGUGUGGGACGAACGCCUUCCAGCCGAGCUGUUCGUGGCGCCAGAUGGAGAACCUCACCGUCAGCAGCGUGGACAGCGGCGUGGUCAAGUGCCCCUUCCAUCCGCAGGCGAACAGCACCAGCCUGCUGCAGGCCAAUGGCAACAUGUUCGUGGCCACAGCCACCGACUUUUCGGGCAGCGAUGUGGCCAUCCUUCGCACGGGAUUGCAGUCCAACAAGCGCUUCCUUCGCACCAAGCAGUACAACAACAAUUGGCUGAACGGAGCACAGUUCGUGGGCAGCUUCGAGGCUGGGAACUUUGUCUACUUUCUGCUGCGCGAAUCGGCUGCAGAGCACAUGACCUGCGGCAAGGCAAUUUACUCACGCAUUGCGAGGGUCUGCAAGAACGAUGCCGGCGGGGGCCAGCUGCUGCGUGACAAUUGGACAUCGUUCCUGAAGGCGCGACUCAAUUGCUCGCUGCCGGGCGAAUACCCUUACUACUUCGAUGAGGUGCAGGGCAUGACCUAUGCAGAGUCCGAGCAUGUGCUCUAUGCCACCUUCCGCACAUCGGGCACAAGCAUCUAUGGCUCGGCGGUGUGCGCCUUUAACCUCAGCUCGAUAAACGAGGCCUUCGACGGUGCGUUCAAGCACCAGGAGCAUGCGGAUGCCGCCUGGACAACGGUGAACACGCCACAGCGGAGUCAGUUCCAGUGCGCAGGGGGCACCACCGGCUUUGGCCACUUGCUGGAGAGCACACGCUACCAACUGAUGGACCAGGCCGUUCAGCCCAUUGGCGCCCAGCCGCUAUAUCAUUCGAAGCUGGAGCAGUUCGGGCGCAUAGCCCUGGACAUACUGAAUACCAAAACGGAACAGAUUCAUGUGCUGUUCGUGGCCAGCAGCGGAAACCACAUCAAGAAGCUGUCGGUGAAGUACGUGAAUGGCGGGACACAGACCUGUCUGGUGGAGCUCUGGCAAGCAGAUGACACCGGCAGCAGUGCCCUACUCAACAUGGCCUAUUUGAAGGUCGGCGACUCGCUCUAUCUGGGCACAGAUCUGGCCCUGACCCGAAUUCCCGCUCAGCGCUGCAGUCGCCAUGUGUCGCUGUCCAGCUGCCUCAACGCCAUGGAUCCGUAUUGCGGCUGGAACGAGCUCGUCGAACGCUGCAUGCCCCAGCCCCUCGACUCCUCGGGCUUCCAGCACUGGCAGCAGGCCCCGCAGCUCACAUGCCCAGUGCUCAAUGCCCCCAUCGAUGGCGGCUGGUCAACGUGGAACCCGUGGAGCGUUUGUCAGCAGCACGAGGAGACCGACAGCAACUGUUUGUGCCGGGACCGCAGCUGCAACAACCCGCAGCCACAGCAUGGCGGGGCCAUCUGUGAGGGCAUCAGCACGCAGGUGACGAACUGCACCCAGCACGGGGGCUGGACGGAGUGGUCCGCCUGGUCGCAGUGUUCUCAGACCUGCGGCAUAGCGGUGAAGAUCCGUCGCCGAACCUGCGGCAAUCCCAGACCCGCCCACGGUGGACGCACCUGUGUGGGCUCGGAGCAAUCUGAAAUGUAUUGCGGCCAUCUGCCGCCCUGCCCGGUGCCCAAGCCCCCGUCGGUGGACGGUGGCUGGGGACCCUGGGGAGAGUGGAGCGAGUGCAGUGCCCAGUGCGGCGGUGGCUUCCGCAUGCGACGUCGCGAGUGCAACGAUCCGACGCCCCUGAACGGUGGUCUCGACUGCCCUGGCUGCCGGCUGGACUACGAAGACUGCAACAUGCAGAGCUGCUCGGAGGUGCGCAAGCUCAGCGCCUGGACGCCCUGGCUCACGCUGCCGACUGGGAGUGCGGGCAACUCCAGUGAGUCGUCCCACAUGGAGCGUCGAUAUCGCUAUGCCUGCCGUGCCACCAGCCCCGACGCCAGCUCUGUGCGCAUCAGCCUGGCCAAGGAGGAGUCGCGCAGCUGUCACCAGGACGGAAGCUGCCAGAGGCAUGGCGACCAUGUCGAGACAGCAGAGACGGAUUCGGACUGGUCUCCGUGCAGCGUCAGCUGCGGCGGCGGCACCCAGCAGCGUCAGCGAGGUCGAGGCAUCCAGAACCGGGCCUGCAAUCUCCAGGAGUGCCCCACUGACGAUCUGCAGCCCAGCAACAGCAUCGACAACGAGCUGGAGCAUGAGUGGGGCUGCUGGUCGGAGUGGUCAGCUUGCUCGGUUACCUGUGGCCUGGGAGUGCGCAGGCGAACGCGUCGCUGCCUGGGCGGACAUGAGCGACUGUGCAAGGGUCGCGCCCUGGACGAGCAGAAGUGCGAGAUGGUGCCCUGCGAAGAUUUUCUCGGUUGGAGUGCUUGGAGUGAGUGGUCGACGUGCUCCAGCGAUGGCAUACGUCUGCGGCAUCGUCGCUGUCUGGUGGAGCAGCCCACGUCCGUCGAGUGCCGUGGGGCCGAGUUCGAGAAGACCGCUUGCAUGCCCAACGAAUGUGGAGAAGUGCAGACGGCCUCCUCCGCUACCCUGCCCAUUGUGAUUGGCGUCUGCGUGCUGGUGACUGUGGCCUGCUGUCUGGCCACCUAUAGAUUCACGAAGCAGCGUUUCCUGCUGAGUGCCGAGGAGGCGCUGAAUAAGACAACGACAACGACGGCCAGUUUUGAUACCUAUCCCAAUCAGUAUUCCAGCCUGCCCACCAAGGAUCAGUACUAUGAUCAGCGCCCCAAGCGGCAGUCCAGCUUCCGCAUGCCCGCCAAAACCAGCAAUGUGGGGAAUGGCACACUGAAUCGCAACCACAAUAUGCAUCACAACAACACGCCCAAGGUGCUGGCCAAGACGUACAAUGACUGCGAGACGGGCACACUCAAAAGGCAGUCGGCACUCAACAAUUGCCGUACCAACAUUGACGAUGAGAAGUUCUAGACCAUCAUCCUCAUUUCAUUAGCCCAAACUGUGCCAUCAUUUGCCAUGUACAUCUACUUGCUGUCUAUGGAAAUGUUACAACGAUAGUGAAACCAUUUUGCACCCAAUCGAAGCGAAGCAGUUGCAAAAAGUUCCUUCUCUGACUCACAUUGAGUCGUGUUAGUUAAGUUAAUUGAGGUAGUUGUGAACCUAAUUAGUUUUACCAUGUAAUACUUAUGUAUCGUAUCUAUCGGAUAAGUAAUGUAGUAAUAAGUGUGUCGAAAGCUUCGUUGAAUAAGUAUUUUAGUUGGAAUGCGUUUAAACCCAUUCCCAUUCGACAUUUUUCGAUUCUAGGUUAAAUCAUUUCGUUAUUGUUUUCAAAAUUUUCGUUUACCCUUCACAUGAUUUUAUGUUAUUGCCCCACCCCACCCCUUUCCUUCUUGUAGAUAUUGUCAUUUAUUUUGAAUUAUUUUCCCUUUUAAGUGCACGAUCUUGACACGGCACUAAACAUAAUCAAACAAAACAAAAGGAGAGACUGAAUGUUAAUAAUUUUGUAGAAAAUUGCUUAUCCCAAAAUGUAUGCCAUGCAACACAAGCCAAGAAAACGCUUUCAUGGAGAAAAUUCAGCUUAUUAUUAUAAUUGAUUUGCAUUUAAAUUAUCAUCGGAUAGUGACCAAGCAG